GACCAAAUCGCAGUUUGCUUAAUGACCAGUUCGCCACCCCGCGACAAAGCCGCCGUGCGGCAUUUCCCCCCACUGGCGCGGGAAACUCAGCCUCUCUGACGUGGGAGUGCCACUUUUGAUUGACAGGAGGAAGGGGCGAUGCGUCCACACAGCCCUUCAGCCUAAUUAACGCGGGUUUAUAAGAGAAGUGAGUUGUUGAGUAGAUUCAGAGAAAGAUUUUCAGCGGCUUGGUACAGGAAUGAUGAAACGAAGGUUACUGGUUGCCGUGCUGCUACUCGUAGCAUGUAGUAUGGGGUGCAGGGGCACACAGAGAGACAUUCUCCUUCCACAUGGUGCUCGUGAAGACACGGCGAAGAGCGGUGACGGUCGGGCGGUGCACGACGCCGUCCUGCUGCGGGAAGUGUUGACGCACGGGCCCACCAUCGAGGCGCUGGUGCGGUCCACCAUGACAACGGUCCUGGUGGCAACUGGCUGGAUGUACAAGAUGAUGCACGGGAAGGUGCCGGGUCUGGACGGGUCCAGCCGGCGGGGGCUGCAGCAGGGGCGGCGGCAGGGUGAGGAGGCGUCCACGCUGCAUGGCAUCCUCACGUCCAACAUCGCCACCACCGAGCAAAACAGCACCAGCACCGCCAGGCAGACCACGGAGACCGAGGUCUCCACGUCGCACACCGCCAGGUCGGGGUGGGAGUACGAGAACGAGCCGCCCGAGUACAACCCCAACUCGUGGUCGGUGUUCGGCAGGAUGGUGUCCCCGCAAGCGUCUCCGGCUCCGCCCGAGCAGGAUGACGAGCCGGGCGUCCCGGGGAUGCCAGUCCUGGCGGAGAUGCCACCCAAGGCAGCGGCCAACCUCAACAUGUGGAGCUCCUUCGGGCGGCGCUCGGCCGCCGACAGGAUCCCGGAGAGGACCCGAGACGGCAGCCCGGUCCGCUCGUCCUCGGUCAACCCGGCCUUCUUCCUUACGCCAUUCGGGGACCAGACGGACAAGCAGCGGUCCAUCGAGGAGCGGCAGGUCAAACAGACCGGCGGCGACGCCGCCGCCUCCCACAAACGGACGCCCGACCCGCGAGUCUACCCGCCAAACGCCCGACCAACGCUUCAACCAGACUGGACCAAGAUCCCGUUCUUCGGGUAGAAGGAUUCGAAGUUUUGAUCCUGAGAUGGACAAUAGAAUUUCUAGCUAGAGCCCGAAAGCAUCGCAGGUGUUUGCUUUUACGGGAUAAGUACCGUACAUAACGACCCGCUGGCGGACAGCGGUAGAAUUAAGAGUAGGCCAGAAAGGCAUUGUUCAGUCAGCGUGAGAAUUGCUGAGUCAUUGAAAAGGGUAGCAUGCUAUCAGUGAUGUUCACAGCCACAUGGUGCUGUGAAUGAGAGGCAUUGUCUGCGCCCUACAUGUAGUUCUUAAGAAUGGAACCGAAGAAACGGCCACCCAAGAGGUAUCACAAGAGAAUAAAAAUUAUUCAGUACUAUACAUUGUCUGAAUUGCAUUACUUUCACCCAGAAGAUGGGCAUCUCUCAGUCAUAGGUUUGCAACACCUUAAAUAUACAAAGUAUUCAAAAAGAUUUCUACUCCAUGCAUAAAAUCCAGCAAGCAUCAGUUGAUGAUAGGAUCAGAUUUAUUUUUUUCACCCCUCUCCAAAUAAAUCGACACAUUAGCAUACUUGUACACUGCUGAACAAAACAUAAGUCAUAAGCUAGCUACUCAAGUGGCAAAAUAAUUCAGGAAUAGAGUUCCUACAUUACAAGUGUGUAGUUUCAAAUCAAAUCACAGUCAAAGAGUAGAUGCAUAAGCAAGUUCAAUAUCAUUUUACAGUGCAUAAACUACAGGACCAAUCAACACAAUUUCACAA
Branchiostoma floridae (Florida lancelet) is the source of this 1847-nucleotide messenger RNA. RefSeq lists its product as uncharacterized. The transcript has 3 exons. The record is from RefSeq and is a predicted model, not a curated record. Bases 239 to 1132 code for a protein of 297 amino acids. NCBI's taxonomy places the organism in Eukaryota, Metazoa, Chordata, Leptocardii, Amphioxiformes, Branchiostomatidae.